CAGAUUGUCAUUCAUUCAUUUCGUUUAUCAAAUGUCAAAGGUUUAGUUAGAUUAUGUUUUGUUUAAUUUAAAUUAUUAAUUGAAAUUAAAUAGUUCAGUUUAGUAAGGAAGUAGGGUACACUUGAAUGUUGUGUGAUAAAGUGUUUGGUUUAAAAUUAAUGAUUUAAUAAAAUAAUCGAGUAUGUCGUCAUUACCUAUUGUUUCUAUCACCAGACGAGAAACUUUCAGCUCUUGCCACCGUUUACACAGCCCAUUUUUAAGUGAUGAAGAUAACAAAAAGUUGUAUGGCAAAUGCAAUAAUCCAAAUGGGCAUGGACAUAAUUAUGUUGUGUUGGUAACAGUCAAAGGGCCAGUGGAUCCACAUACAGGAAUGGUGAUGAAUGUACAUGACUUGAAACAAUUUAUGCAGAAAGCUAUAAUGGAACCACUUGAUCAUAAAAAUCUCGACCAAGAUGUUCCUUAUUUUAAAGCUGUGGUUAGUACAACAGAAAACUUAGCAAUAUUCAUUUGGGAUCAAUUGCAAAAGAUAAUGGAUAAACCUCAGUUACUGCAUGAGGUGAAAAUUUUAGAAACAGAGAAGAAUCAUGUUGUAUAUCGCGGAGGGAACACUUAUUCAAGGAAGAAAUGCAAUACAUCAAAUCUGCAUACAAACCAUCAUAAUGUAUCUUCAGACUCGGACUGAUGAGGCAUUGGUAAUUUUUUUCAACACCUUCAAUGCCACGGACAUCUGCAAAACUUUACAUGAAAGUUGUUGUGGCAUUGAAUGUGUUUUAAUGAUCUGCAUUCCUUUUAUAUUCUUUUUUUUAUUUUUAUACUUUUAAUACGGAUGUUGAAUCGAAUAUUUUCGUAUAGGUAAGUGACUGAAAAUUUUGUUCCUUGUAUAAGUUUUAGAGUUUGUAAGAAAUAAAUACACUUGCCAAAUAAAAAUGUUUAUUAUGAAAU
Messenger RNA from Papilio xuthus (Asian swallowtail), 942 nucleotides. The record is from RefSeq and is a predicted model, not a curated record. Lineage: Eukaryota; Metazoa; Arthropoda; Insecta; Lepidoptera; Papilionidae.